Didymella exigua CBS 183.55 is the source of this 2601-nucleotide messenger RNA. RefSeq names its product BRCT domain-containing protein. The coding region runs from base 1 to 2601 and encodes 866 amino acids. Gene Ontology annotation, biological process: DNA double-strand break attachment to nuclear envelope; double-strand break repair. Gene Ontology annotation, cellular component: Cul8-RING ubiquitin ligase complex; nucleus. NCBI's taxonomy places the organism in Eukaryota, Fungi, Ascomycota, Dothideomycetes, Pleosporales, Didymellaceae. The record is from RefSeq and is a predicted model, not a curated record. The transcript has 2 exons.
AUGGACGACACAACGAUGCAGGACGAUUCCAAGGGGCUUUUCAGAGACUCAAGCUUCACGAUCAUACCUAACGGCUUGUCCGAGAACCGCAUCAAACAGCUGCAAAACGACAUUUCCGCCGCAAAUGGCACGAUCAUACCAUUCGACGCCGCCAAGGGUCGUAUUGAUCGACUCGAAGAAAUCCACUACAUCAUAUCUGGAACGUCCGACUUCCCUGAUUACUACCGCGCGCUCGACCUUAUGAAACACGUUGUGAAGCCGGCAUGGAUUGACCAAUCUUUGAAAGGGAACAAGACGAAGAAUCCUCGCACAUUCAGUCCUGAUCCCGCGCUUUUCAUGAGCGAUGUCAUCAUAUGCUGCGCGAAUCUGCCGACUGGAGACAAGGAGGCUAUACAGGGCGGAGUGCUGGCAAUGGGAGGGCAGUUCACAGAGCAGCUUUCCAAGACAGUGACACACUUGAUCUCGCUAGAUCUCGACGAUAACCGAUGUCAGCUGGCUAUCAGUAAGCGGCUGAGUCUUACGAUUGUGCUGCCACACUGGUUCGAUGACUGCCUCAAAGUCGGUCGAAGAAUCUCAGAACGACCGUACACAUUGCCAGAUCCAGAUGUAUUGAACGUUAAACUCAGCACCGUCCCUGCAGCACGGACGAGUCAACAAAUACGCGAUGCCACUACACCAGACCCGCUGAACGAACCCAUCCCUCAGACACCGUCAGCACAAUCUGAAGCACCGCGUGCGAUAAAGGCGUUUUUGGGGAAGAAAGUCAUGUUGGGCGAGGACCUGGACCUUAACAGCAGGCUGAGGGGCGUCAUAACUGGUAUGAUAAGAAACGGUGGCGGGGGAGUGACAGAGAAGGUCAAAGAUGCCGACAUCUACGUUUGCGCCUAUCGAGACGGGGACGACUAUGUCAAAGCUUCGCAAGAGGGGAAGGAUGUGGGCAACCUCAGCUGGCUGUAUUACCUAAUAACGCACAAUACCUGGACGAACCCAAUGCGGCGGCUGAUGCACUAUCCCAGACCGCGCAAUGGUAUUCCCGGAUUUGAGGACUUCAAGAUUAGCAUAUCCAGCUACACUGGCGAAGCUCGUGUCUAUUUGGAGAAUCUUGUCCGCGCCACCGGUGCUGAGUUCACAAAGACGUUCAAGCAGGACAACACACAUCUCGUCGCGGCGCACAAAAACAGUGAGAAAUGCGAUGCUGCACAGGAGUGGGCUGUGAACAUUGUCAACCAUCUCUGGCUGGAGGACAGCUACGCGAGGUGCAAGCUCAUGCCCAUAUCGGAUAACCGCUACACCUACUUCCCUUCGCGAACGAACCUCGGAGAGAUCCUGGGUCAGACCGAAAUCGAUCGCGAUGCUACCGAGAAGAUGUCCUUCUCCGCAGCGCGCAAACCCGCGAAGCCAGCCAAGGCGCCAGCAGCGCCUCCGGCUGACUCGAUCGCCCAGAGUGUGCCUUUAAGUAGGACAGCUAGUGACUCGGUCGCCCGCAGCUCUCCAGCAGCAGUAAAGAUCAAAAUGACAAAGACGAUAGAUGCUGCUCAGACACCAGCACGGAACCAGGAUGGGAAAGAGAACCAGACUCCUGGGAGUCGAGGCGCCAAGGACCGAGCACUAUCCAAGCUUCAUAACGCUGCGGGUGACAUAGCAGCCUUCGAAAAGGAGAUGAAGCGGAAAGGCGGUGUUAUACAUGGUGGAAAACGAAGAGCAGAAGACGAGGUGGAGGAUCGGACGAAGAAAGCGAAAGGCGGGCGAGACUCCGUGUCUAGUAAACGAUCGGUAGACGAGCUCGAGCAGGAAGGCGAGACCGAAGACGAGGCGACAGAGGCACCGGCGAAAAACAAGAGAGUCAAGAAGGAUAAACUUGAGCCCAUCAAGUUCCGCAUGCUGGUAUCGAAAGAUGAGCGAUGGGCUGGCAACAUGGACAAGGAGUCCAAAGACAAAGCGCGGUUACGAGAGCUUGGUCUUUUCAUUACAGAAGACUUCAAGAAAGUUGAUAUCCUCUGCGCACCGAACGUUGUACGUACCAAGAAGUUCGUUGCAGCGAUGGCUUGCGGGCCAGCUCUAGUUGGAUCAUCAUAUCUGGACCUUGCACUGAAGAACAAUAAACUUCCACCACCGGAGAAGCACCCGAUGGACGGUCGCGAAUUUGAGAAAGAGCAUGGCUUCAAGAUGGCCGACGCUAUCGAACGCGCCUUGCAGAACAAGCAUCGUCUCUUCCGCGACUGGACGAUCUUCUGUACGGAAAAGGUGCCGGGUGGUUUUGAAACGUACAAAGAUAUCAUCGAGGCCAAUGGCGGCAAGUGCUCGCUAUGGAAGGGUCGUACCACCAACAUCACAGCGACGAAACGGUUUGUCAACGCCACCACUGGCGAGGAGAGUCAGAACCAGAAAGAAGAUGAGGGCGACGUCUUGUACCUCAUAUCCGACGCUAACAGCAAGGAGUUCACAAAUUGGGUCAAAUUCCGCGAGCUGGCGAAGAGGCACGAUAUGACUCCGAGGAUUGUGAAGACCGAGUGGCUGCUCAUUAAUGCUAUGGCGCAGUACGUGCAUUGGAAGCCGGAAUGGGAGUUGACCGAGGAGGUAGUCAAGGCAGCGAAGUCAUGA